Molecule: messenger RNA, 1964 nt
Organism: Hevea brasiliensis (rubber tree)
Lineage: Eukaryota; Viridiplantae; Streptophyta; Magnoliopsida; Malpighiales; Euphorbiaceae
Product: exocyst complex component EXO70H1-like
Exons: 1
Coding region: 32-1918 (628 amino acids)
Biological process (GO): exocytosis
Cellular component (GO): exocyst
Molecular function (GO): phosphatidylinositol-4,5-bisphosphate binding
Source: RefSeq, a predicted model, not a curated record
UUGUCUAUAAACUUACAUCCUUUCAAGAUAAAUGCUUCUCUUGAGGACACCAAAUACUAAUCACACAUUCAUGGCAAGAAAAGGAUUUUCAUCUCUCUUCUUGUCAUCCUCAAAAACCCUUUCUUCUUCUCUUUCUUUUCCAAGCUCUUCCAUUCCUUCCUCUCCUGUUGUUCACAAUUUGACUGAAUCCAUGAUGGAAGAGAACAUAGAAAAUGCAGAGUUAAUCAUCAAGAAAUGGGAUCCAGACUCAUCAUCAAUCGCUCAUUUAUUCCACCAGAGAAAAGAAGCAAAAGAGUUCCUCAAAAGUGUCAAAGAACUUCGCCGAGCCAUGCACUUUCUAGUUUCUGAACAUUCAGCCUCUAAUAAGCUUGUUCUUGCUCAAAACCUCAUGGAAAUUGCCAUGAAAAGGCUUCAAAAAGAAUUUUAUCAGAUAUUGUCUGCAUAUCGUGACCAACUUGAUCCAGAGUCUGUUUCAGGUCUAUCUUCAGAUGGGUUGAGCAAUUCUGAAUACGAAGAUGAGGUUGAAUCAGAAGAAGAGAUUAAAAUAGCUGGUGAAUCAAUCACUAAGGUUGUGAGAGAGGCUACAAACGCCAUUUCUGAUCUCAAGUCAAUAGCUGAUUGUAUGAUAGGUGCAGGCUACGCUAAAGAGUGUAUCAAAAUAUACAAAUUGAUCAGAGAGUCCAUAGUAAAUGAAGGACUGUAUCUGCUUGGAGUUGAAAGGUUCGGGUCUUCUCAAAUUCAAAAAAUGAAUUGGGAAGUUCUUGAGCAUCUGAUCAAGAACUGGCUGAAUGCAGUAAAGAUUGCUGUGAAAACACUUUUUAGUGGAGAAAAAGCUCUAUGUGAUCUAGUUUUUUCUGCAUCUCAGACUAUCAGAGAAUCAUGCUUCACUGAGAUAACCAAAGAAGGUGCAACAAAUCUCUUCAGAUUUCCUGAACUCAUCGCUAAGAGCAAGAAAACACCAGAAAGAAUUUUCCUGCUAAUGGAACUCCAUGGAGCUCUCUCCAGUCUUUGGCCUGAGAUUGAACUGACAUUCAACUCUGAAUCAACCUCAGCAAUUAAAUUACAAGCUUUUUCUUCACUGCAGAGACUUGGUGAGUCAGUCCAGGCUAUUCUAUCUGACUUUGAAUCAACAAUUCAAGAGGACUCAGCAAAAACUCCUGUUCUUGGUGGUGGUAUUCACCCGCUGACUCAAAGAGUGAUGAAUUACAUAUCUGCGCUUGCAGAUUACGUUGGGAUUCUCUCUGACAUCGUCACGGAUAUUACUCCGUCGGGGAAUUCACCAUUGCCUGAAUCUUACUUUGAGAGUCCAACCUUUGAUGAUGGCUCAACCACAGCAAUCUCAGUCCGCUUUGCUUGGCUCAUACUAGUUCUUCUAUGCAAGCUUGAUAGCAAAGCAGAAGUAUACAAAGAUGCUUCUUUAUCAUAUCUAUUCCUGGCAAACAAUCUUCAAUUCACCAUUGAAAAGGUCUGCACUACUCGCCUUAAGAUCCUGCUAGGUGAGGAUUGGGUCAUCAAGCAUGCCAAGAAGGUUAAACAAUAUGCAGCCAACUAUGAAACAAUGGCUUGGGCAAAAGUCUUCUCAUCUUUACCAGAGAGAACUUCUCCAGAACUAUCACCUGAAGCAGCAAGAGAAUGUUUUCGGAGGUUUAAUGCAGCUUUUGAAGAAGCAUACAAGAAACAGGCAUCAUGGAUUGUACCAGAUGGGAAGUUAAGGGAUGAAUUGAAGGUAUCAAUAGCUAAAAAACUUGUGUCAGAUUAUACAGAAUUUUAUGGAAGGUAUAUUGUGAUGUUGAGUGGAGAGAAGAAUUUGGAGUUGUUGGUGAGGUUUGGUUCAGAUGAUUUGGGGAACUAUCUUUCACAUUUGUUUCAAGGAGUUGCAAUUUCAAAUAUUUCCUUAUCAUCUUCUUCAUCCCAUUGAUGUAUGCCCCGAUGAAGGUAAACUGACAGAACAAAUUAAUGCUGUA